Molecule: messenger RNA, 1011 nt
Organism: Dioscorea cayenensis subsp. rotundata (Guinea yam)
Lineage: Eukaryota; Viridiplantae; Streptophyta; Magnoliopsida; Dioscoreales; Dioscoreaceae
Product: extensin-like
Exons: 2
Source: RefSeq, a predicted model, not a curated record
GUCUCCUCCACCACCCUCACCAUCUCCACCACCACCUUAUUAUUACAAGUCCCCACCACCUCCUUCACCAUCUCCUCCACCACCAUACUAUUACAAGUCCCCACCACCUCCCUCACCAUCUCCUCCUCCUCCCUACUAUUACAAGUCCCCACCACCUCCCUCACCAUCCUCCUCCUCCUCCCUACUAUUACAAGUCCCCACCACCUCCCUCACCAUCUCCUCCUCCUCCCUACUAUUACAACUCUCCACCACCUCCCUCACCUUCUCCCCCACCACCUUACUACUACAAAUCCCCACCUCCUCCAUCACCUUCUCCCCCACCACCCUACUAUUACAAGUCCCCACCACCUCCAUCGCCGUCUCCUCCACCACCCUAUUACUACAAAUCUCCUCCUCCACCAUCACCAUCCCCACCACCUCCUUACUACUACAAAUCUCCUCCUCCCACCAUCACCCAUCACCCACCACCUCCUUACUACUACAAAGUCACCUCCUCCACCAUCACCCUCACCACCACCUCCUUACUACUACAAGUCACCUCCUCCACCAUCACCAUCCCCUCCACCACCCUACUACUACAAAUCACCACCACCACCUUCACCAUCCCCUCCACCACCCUACUACUCCAAAUCACCACCACCACCUUCACCCAUCCCUCCACCACCCUACUACAAAUCUCCUCCUCCACCAUCGCCAUCUCCUCCACCACCCUACUAUUACAAAUCACCUCCACCACCAUCCCCAUCUCCACCACCUCCCUUACUACUACAAGUCACCCCUCCACCGUCCCCAUCUCCUCCACCACCUUACUACUACAAGUCUCCUCCUCCACCAUCACCAUCCCCUCCACCACCUUACUACUACAAGUCUCCUCCACCACCAUCACCAUCCCCUCCACCACCCCUAUCACUACAAGUCUCCUCCACCACCAUCUCCAUCUCCCCACCACCCCUAUCUCUACAACUCACCUCCACCACCAUCUCCGUCUCCCCACCUCCCUACCACUACUAA